GAGUGAAAUUAAUAGACAUCGGGCAAACAAGUGGCGAGUCAAAAGGAAAAGCAUAUUUGUAUAGGAGUACUUCAAUUUGUCCGAUUUAGUUUCCUUUUCAAGAAGUUGCUAUCUAAACUCCAAUAGUCAAACAAGCAACCCGAGUGAAUAAUAAAUGCAUUUACAUGGUGAAAAGUCUUUAAAUUUCAGUGCAAAACAUCAAUAUUUUUUUCUGGACCUGGUGACUCUUCCCCUCUUUCCUGUAUAGAUGUUCAUUUUCUACACUCAUAGCAUGCCCAAUUAAUUUACAUUGAAAUAUCACUUGCUAGAUAGCUAAUCACCUAUAACUUUUAUCUAUUCUCCUGAGUCAUUUUUUCAUCACCUUGCACAAAAAAAAUCGUCUCUCGUAUGCCAUCUAACGUUUGUUUGACUCGUUUUUCAUUUCAGAGAUAUUCAGUUACUAAUGUGAACAUACAAAAGAGUUAAGGAUUAUGGCUAUGGCAUCGACCGAUAGAGUGAUUCUUGGUUCAAUUGCCUUUGCAAUAUUUUGGAUAUUGGCAGUAUUUCCUGCUGUUCCAUUUAUGCCUAUUGGAAGGACUGCAGGGUCACUACUUGGUGCUAAUCUUAUGGUAAUAUUUCGAGUAUUGGCACCCGAUGAAGCAUAUGCUGCUAUAGAUCUUCCAAUUUUAGGUCUUCUCUUUGGAACUAUGGUUGUGAGUAUCUACUUAGAAAGAGCAGACAUGUUUAAGUACUUGGGAAAAUUGCUGGCUUGGAAAAGCAGGGGACCCAAGGAUUUACUCUGCAGAAUCUGUUUGAUAGCUGCAAUUUCGAGUGCCUUUUUCACAAAUGAUACUUCUUGUGUUAUACUGACUGAAUUUGUUCUGAAAAUUGCGAGGCAACAAAAUCUCCCACCCCAUCCGUUCCUUUUAGCUCUCGCGUCAAGUGCAAAUAUUGGAUCUUCAGCAACUCCUAUUGGGAAUCCUCAGAACUUAGUUAUAGCAGUACUGAGCAAGAUUAGUUUUGGGAGGUUUUUAUUUGGUGUAUUUCCUGCAAUGCUUGUUGGAGUUGUUGUUAAUGCUGUAUUGUUGCUUUGCAUGUAUUGGAAGUCGUUAUCUGUUCAGAAGGAUGUCGAAAAUGCUGAAAUAGAAUUAGUUUCCGACGAAGAAGUAGACUCUCAUCGUUUUUCACCAGCAACAAUGUCACAUGUUAAUUCCUUACAUUCUCAGGAACAGUUUUCAGCUGAUUCUAUGAAUACUAGUAAUCAAAAUCAAGACAAUUUUAAUGAAAAUGAAAUCAAGACGGAUGCGAACGGGGUGUUUGAUUCUUGCAGGAAUUCUAAUGCCUCAAUGGAAGCAGCAAAUGAUGGAUCACUUCAAAUGAGGGACAAGAAUGUGACAUCAAAGGGAAUUUUAUCUGUCGAUGGAUGUGAGGAUCAAAAUUUCACAUCUUAUGAGGAAAAGCACAACUUUUCUGAAAAAUGGAAAAAAUGGUUAUGGAAAAUAUGUGUUUAUCUUAUUACAAUUGGGAUGUUAAUAUCUUUGUUGAUAGGUUUGAAUAUGUCAUGGACUGCUAUCACCGCGGCACUUGCUCUUGUGGUUCUUGAUUUCAAAGAUGCUAGAGAAUGCUUAGAAAAGGUCUCCUAUUCACUGUUGAUAUUCUUCUGUGGUAUGUUUAUCACAGUUGACGGAUUUAACAGAACAGGGAUACCAAGUGCUUUCUGGGAUUUUAUGGAACCAUAUGCCAAGAUAGACCAUGCUGGUGGUAUAGCAGUUCUUGCUGUUGUCAUACUUGUCCUAUCAAAUUUGGCUUCUAAUGUCCCUACUGUUCUAUUGCUGGGAGCUCGGGUAGGUGCAUCAGCAGCUACAAUAUCUGCAGCAAGUGAGAAGAAAGCAUGGCUCAUCUUAGCUUGGGUUAGCACUGUGGCUGGCAACCUUUCAUUAUUAGGCUCCGCAGCAAACUUGAUAGUAUGUGAACAAGCUCAUCGGGCUCAGCCAUCGGGCUAUAAUCUCUCAUUAUGGACUCAUCUCAGAUUUGGAGUUCCCUCUACUCUAAUUGUUACAGCUAUUGGUUUGACACUCAUCAGAGAUUGAAAUUAAAUUUGUAAUAUUUAGUUUAAUAACUUCAAAAAGAUUGUCUACGUUAGUUUACCUUAUGUAUUCUGUUAUUCAACAAGAUUUUGUAAUUGUCUUUACUGACACAACACUUGAUAGAAUUGUCAGUUAAAACUUUAGUGACACCAAAUGCAGAGGCUAGUCAGUCGAAUUGCCCGUGGAA
Messenger RNA from Capsicum annuum, 2253 nucleotides. Its product is annotated as silicon efflux transporter LSI2. Gene Ontology annotation, biological process: transmembrane transport. The record is from RefSeq and is a predicted model, not a curated record. The transcript is spliced from 3 exons. The coding region runs from base 471 to 2069 and encodes 532 amino acids. Lineage: Eukaryota; Viridiplantae; Streptophyta; Magnoliopsida; Solanales; Solanaceae. Gene Ontology annotation, cellular component: membrane.